Molecule: messenger RNA, 523 nt
Organism: Solanum dulcamara
Lineage: Eukaryota; Viridiplantae; Streptophyta; Magnoliopsida; Solanales; Solanaceae
Exons: 8
Coding region: 123-482 (119 amino acids)
Biological process (GO): proteasome assembly
Source: RefSeq, a predicted model, not a curated record
ACCAUUCCCUUUCCAUCGCCAUUGCUAGUUUUCAAUAACACGCCAAGCUCAGAGCUCUUUGAAUUUACAAUCUCCACAUUUUUGAAACCUCAGUUCCUCCAGGGGGAAGAGGAGAGGAAGCUAUGGACAUCCCAGUCCAGCAGAAGAAGCUUUUACUCGAUAUUAAGGGAAAUAAAACAGAUAUAGUAAUAUGUGCCUAUGAUGAUCAUUUUCUGGUUAUAGCUACUCAAAUAGGAAGCAUGGGUACAAUAUUGCAGGCCAGGAAUGAGGAAGGGGUGUCGAUCCAUCCAACAUUUAGUGUUUCUGUAUUACUGGGUAAACGCAAUGAGCCCAUGCUGGUUGCAUGUGCUCGGCAGAUUAUUGAACAUAUAAGUAACGCCGGAUCUUCUAGGUCUUUGGUUUUAUGUCUUGGUCUACGAGACCAUUCUCUGCCCACUUUGAAGGGUAUCGUUUCGGCUGUCACUGAGAACUGCCUUUGGUGACCUAGACUCUAGUUAGUUUUGGAUUGUUCAUAGUUGUUAAA